Molecule: messenger RNA, 477 nt
Organism: Spirometra erinaceieuropaei
Lineage: Eukaryota; Metazoa; Platyhelminthes; Cestoda; Diphyllobothriidea; Diphyllobothriidae
Source: the annotation of a GenBank genome assembly
AUGCAGCAGUUGCAUCUUUUGAAAGCCAUCCAGUGGCAUACCGACUGCAGCAUCUGUGCGACUCACAACCAAUAUCUGCAUUUCGCCUCUGGUGACGGAUUCGAGUGUGAAUCCGAAACGUCAGGCAACAAGGGAACUCCAGUCGUCUCGCCGGUCUCCAGUCCAAUGGCAGAACUGGUCCUACGGGAGUUAGAAGAUAUAGCCUUCAUCCAACAUGAGCUGGCAUUUCUGCGCCGUUACGAAGAGGACACGCUUACUAUCGCAAAUAAGGACCUGCUACAACGUUCCAACAACCUGCUCAACGCAAUCUGCCCCGAUAUAAACUUCACUAGUGAAGAACAGACGCAGCAGGUGCCCCUUCUUGAUGUACUCGUCAGACGAAACUUUAACGGCAAACUUGAAAUGAUGGUUUAUAGAAGGCCAACGAACGCCAAACAGCUUCUCAGUUUUCACAGCAGCCAUCCGGUGGCACACUAA